UUUGGACUAUGAGGCUGUGGCAUGUGGAGGGUUUUUAUUUACCCUCUCAAAAAAAGGGUUUUAGGCAUUUCAUCUCUUUCCCUCUUCUUCCCUUCGUUUCUGUCUCUCCCACUUGUGAGAAACCCACCAAGACCCCCCCAUAUCUUGCCCCUCCAAGACCCAGAAAUUUACCGUCUUUGCCACUCCAAGACACCAACAACAAGCAAACAAAACGGCUUCUUGUAUGGUAAACAACACUAGCAGCAAGCUAGCUAAACUUGCAGACAUCAUGACUGCUAUGGGGUUUUUGUCUUCUACUUCACAAACUGCUGCUACCCCUUUUGGUCGACCAUUUUGCCCUUCUUCUUCUUGGGUUUCCCGGUCUAGUUCGAGGCACUUCUUUUUCGCUUCUUCUAGAGCCUUGCACAGGCGAGAAAUGUGCACAAUGCAGAGUGUUCACUAUGCUUUUCUUAAAGCAACCAUGUCAAGUAGUUCCUCUCAUUGCCAUCAUCCCAAACAUAUGAGACUUAAGGUCGCUGCUUCUGAAUAUGCUAGGAUGGUGCAUCCUGACCCAGAUCAGUGUCUUUCUGACAAUGAGUGUGAAGGAGUGAGUGUUGACCAGAGAAACAAUGAAAGGCCAGCAAGUUAUGGAAAGUCUAUGGUGACAUCUUCUCAAGUAAAUGCUUUUAUGGUUACACCCAAAAGUACUAGCAUACCCAACACUGAGAAUUCAUGGGCAAACGAAGCCCUCAGGAUGAGGGAAAGUAAGGAGAUGACAAAGGAGAGUUUUAAAGGUAGUAGUUCUUCUUCCAAUGACCAACGAUACUUGAAUCUGAAGCUUACUGGCUCACUGUUUAGAACAACUAAUAAAGAAGAAUCGGUUUCUGGAAAUAGUGGAAACAAUAUUUCUCCUUUUGAGAGUCAUUGUCUACCCCAACCAACCAGUAAUAAACCAAUGUCCAGAGACAACAAUAUAGCUACUGAUGAAAUAAAUGGUUCCAAGCAGCUGAAAGGUUUAACUAGGACUGAAGUUUCAAGUAAUAGAUCAUUGGCAGGGCUGGCCUUGGAUGACCGCCAAGGCAUUGGAGCCGUUGGAGGUAGUAAUUUUCUUUCCAAGGAUCAUUUUCCGUGCCAUCCAACUAGAAGUAAACAAAUUUCUAGUGCCAACAAUAUAUCUGCCAAUAAAAUAAAUGGUUCCAAACAGUUGAAAGGUUCAACUGAAACAGAAGCCUUAAGUAAUGGCUUGUUGCAAGGGGCAGUUUUAGAUGACAACCAAGACACAGGACAUAUGGAUCCUAAUGUAACCAGAAGGGACCAAGCCGAUGAAAAUAGGGUUGCUAGUAAUGAAGAAACUCAUGUAGUUUUUCGAGAAGAUAUUCACAAACAGCUUGCUGGGAUUUAUGACCAGGUUCUUGUUGUAGAUAAUAUCUCUGUUGCAAAGGAAGUUGUUCUGAUGCUUACAACUCAAUACAGGCAUCUUGUUCAUGCAUGCGAUACUGAGGUAUCUAAUAUUGAUGUGAAGAAAGAGACUCCUGUUGAUCAUGGUGAGAUAACAUGUUUCAGUAUUUAUUCUGGAGCAGAUGCAGAUUUUGGAAAUGGGAAGUCCUGUAUCUGGGUAGAUGUUCUAGAUGGUGGUGGCAGGGAUCUUCUGAAGGAAUUUGCUCCAUUUUUCGAAGAUCAAUCUAUCAAAAAGGUGUGGCACAAUUAUAGCUUUGAUAAUCAUGUUAUUAAGAACUAUGGGCUUGAGGUUUCUGGAUUUCAUGCUGACACAAUUCAUAUGGCACGGUUGUGGGACUCAUCAAGACGAACAUCUGGUGGUUAUUCUCUUGAAGCACUUACAGGUGAUAGAAACAUUAUGCAGAGGACCAAAUGGCGCAAAGAAGAAAAGGAAUUGAUUGGUAAAACAUCAAUGAAAACCAUUUUUGGCAAGAAAAAAUUGAAAAAAGAUGGAUCUGAGGGCAAAAUUAUCACCAUUGCCCCUGUUGAAGAGCUACAGCGGCAAGAACGCAAAUUAUGGAUUUGUUAUUCUGCCUUAGAUGCAAUAAGCACACUGAGACUUUAUGAGAGCUUGAAAAACAAACUAUCGAGCAUGUCUUGGGUAUUUAAUGAUAAACCAGUUUCUGGAAAGUCCAUGUAUCACUUCUACGAAGAGUACUGGCGACCAUUUGGUGAGCUUCUUGUUAAAAUGGAACGUGAGGGUAUGUUGGUUGAUCGGAUGCAUCUUGCUCAGAUAGAGAAGGUUGCUAAAGCAGAGCAAGAGAUUAUUGCUAAUAGGUUUCGCACCUGGGCAUCUAGAUAUUGUGCUGAUGCCAAGUAUAUGAAUGUGGGAAGUGAUAGUCAGCUCCGCCAGCUUCUUUAUGGUGGGAUCCUUAACCGUAAGGAUCCAAAUGUGAGUCUUCCUGAUGAGAAAACUCUUAGAGUUCCCAAUGUCGAUAAAGUGAUUGAAGAAGGCAAAAAGUCUCCCACUAAGUUUCGCAGUAUUAAGCUGUGUAGCCUGGGUGUUAAGCUCCCUGCUGAGAUUUACACUGCCACUGGUUGGCCCUCCGUUAGUGGUGAUGCUUUGAAGACCUUAGCUGGGAAGGUUUCUGCAGAAUAUGAUUUCACAGAUGAUACCAAUGAUGGUGAUAUUGGUGAUAUCGAUAAUUCUCCUGAAAAAAUGACUGAUGUUGAUACAUCUGCAUAUGGAACCGCUUUUGCAGCAUUUGAGGAUGAGGAAAAGGGGAGGGAGGCAUGCCAUGCCAUCGCUUCAUUAUGUGAAGUUUGCUCUAUUGACUCUUUAAUAUCCAAUUUCAUUCUCCCCUUGCAGGGGAGUAAUGUGUCAGGCAAGAGUGAACGUGUUCAUUGUUCAUUGAAUAUUAAUACCGAGACUGGGCGGUUAUCUGCCAGGAGACCAAAUUUGCAGAAUCAACCUGCUCUAGAGAAGGACCGGUAUAAGAUACGUCAGGCCUUUAUAGCUGCCCCCGGAAAUUCCCUUGUUGUUGCAGAUUAUGGGCAGCUGGAACUUAGAAUUCUUGCACAUCUGGCUGACUGUAAAAGCAUGUUGGAUGCCUUCAAAGCUGGUGGAGAUUUCCAUUCAAGGACUGCAAUGAACAUGUACUCUCAUAUCCGUGAAGCUGUUGAAAAGAGAAAAGUUCUUCUUGAAUGGCAUCCUCAACCUGGCCAAGAGAAACCACCAGUUCCACUUCUAAAGGAUGCCUUUGCUUCUGAAAGAAGAAAAGCUAAAAUGCUCAACUUUUCCAUCGCCUACGGAAAAACUCCUGUUGGGCUUGCUAAGGAUUGGAAGGUUUCUGUAGAAGAAGCAAAGAACACAGUUAAUCUCUGGUAUAAAGAAAGACAAGAAGUGCUCGAAUGGCAGAAACAGCGUAAAUAUGAAGCUGAGAAGCUCGGGCGUGUUAAAACAUUGCUUGGAAGGACUCGCCGCUUCCCACCAUUUGCUCAGUGUACGUAUGCCCAAAAGGGUCAUAUUGAAAGAGCUGCUAUCAAUACUCCAGUGCAGGGAAGUGCUGCUGAUGUUGCAAUGUGCGCCAUGCUACAAAUAUUAAAAAAUGAACAACUAAAGGAGCUUGGGUGGAGGCUUCUUUUACAGGUUCAUGAUGAAGUAAUCUUGGAAGGACCAAGUGAGUCAGCUGAGAUUGCAAAAGCAAUUAUUAUUGAGUGCAUGUCAAAACCCUUCAAAGGAGGAAAGAACAUUCUAAAAGUUGAUCUAGCGGUUGAUGCCAAGUGUGCUCAAAACUGGUAUGCCGCCAAAUAGAUAGUGAUUCUGGCUCAGAUGGAUGUAAGUGUUGAUUUCAAACACUUUGUUGCAAGAUGCUUUUUUCCCUUGAAGAGGUAUAUUGGUGCUCGAAUCCUCUGCUGCAUUAAUGAAACAUCUAGGGAUUCUUACUUAGGUAAGCAUGAGCUGUGUGGCAUUUCCUCUUCUGUUCAAUGAUGAGGCCCUCAGGGUUCUUUGUGGAUGGGCAUGCUUUGGGGCUGUAGUUCCUUUUUGAGGGCCUAGGGAGUGUAGGGCCAUGUGUAUAGAAAAUUUAUUGUUCUCUGGUUAGUUCCUUGUAAAAUUCUGACAGUACUGAUUCUUUUUUCUUCUCCUAAGUGAGAAAUGAAGGUAAAGCUUGAUUGCGUUUCCUUCUAUGUAAUUCUUAUCUAUAGUUUUAUAGGCUGGAUAGUCUUGAGUGUUAAUAGAAAUGUAAAGCCUCAACCUUUAGAACAGCCUGUCUUGGUAAAAUGCCACAUCUGUGCCUGGUUGCCUUGUGUUGAUCAGGGAAAAUAUGGAAAAUAGAAGAAAAACCUGAUAAGAACUGGUUGCUUAGCCUUUCUGAUACCUAGGAUUUAGGCUCAACCAUAUUAGAAAGGCAGCAAUCAGCAUGGAACUGAUGCUUAUGUGAACUGUUACGGCCUGAAGCUCUGGAAAUGCUAAAGUUUGACUGGAUGGAUUUUGCACGUGAUAUCAUGACAUUGAUCACAAUUCCAGGCUCUGCUUCUACUUCUUUAGAGGGAUGUUGUGUAUUGUUACCGUACCAAUACCACUGAUCUUGUUACCAGAAAAUAUUUGAAAUAGAAUGUCUAGAGGCCUAGUCUUGUUCAAACAAACCCUGAUCCCAGUCCCAGCAUUAGGAUUUUUCCCCUUAAUUCAAGACACGACUAACCAUUAAGCUAUUGCCUCAACCAGAAUCUACCAAUUCAUUGAAGUAACUAUUAGGUUUGUUUUGAUAGAGUUUAGUCUUACCUCCAAACAUUUUCAACUUUUGGUCAAAUUUGGAAACCAAGUGCAUUUUGCAAGCUUUUGAGAAUGUAAUAUUACUCUUUACAAUAAUCUUUUCAAGACAAAUUUCUUGACUAAAAGGUAUAUCACUCAGUUACAUUUACAUCAGAGGCCACUAUCUUACAUGUUAAACAAAAAUGUGCAAGUAGCAUUUGCCAGGCUUGAAUCAAUCAAUAUUUUUUAGCACAAUGCCAUCAUAGCUAUUUG
Durio zibethinus is the source of this 4942-nucleotide messenger RNA. RefSeq names its product polymerase gamma 2 (gene POLGAMMA2). The record is from RefSeq and is a predicted model, not a curated record. Gene Ontology annotation, biological process: DNA-templated DNA replication; double-strand break repair. NCBI's taxonomy places the organism in Eukaryota, Viridiplantae, Streptophyta, Magnoliopsida, Malvales, Malvaceae. Gene Ontology annotation, molecular function: DNA binding; DNA-directed DNA polymerase activity; 3'-5' exonuclease activity.